Molecule: messenger RNA, 1998 nt
Organism: Daphnia carinata
Lineage: Eukaryota; Metazoa; Arthropoda; Branchiopoda; Diplostraca; Daphniidae
Gene: gwl
Product: serine/threonine-protein kinase greatwall-like
Exons: 8
Coding region: 98-1723 (541 amino acids)
Biological process (GO): peptidyl-serine phosphorylation; intracellular signal transduction
Cellular component (GO): nucleus
Molecular function (GO): protein serine/threonine kinase activity; ATP binding
Source: RefSeq, a predicted model, not a curated record
UUCGCUGCUUGUUACCGUUGAAAAGAUUCAAAUUCGAAUGGAAGCCAAAACCCCACGUUGACGAAAAAUUUUCGAUUAUCAAAAGAAUCUCUUCAAAAUGGCAACAGAUCUCAAAGGUCCCGAAAUCGAGGAUUUUUGUGUGCUGAAGCCCAUCAGUCGUGGUGCAUUUGGCAAAGUGUUUUUGGGCUGUAAAAAGCAAACACCAGAAAACAUGUAUGCCAUCAAGGUGCUGAAUAAAUCUGACAUUGUUCAUCGCAACAUGGCUUCUCAAGUCAUCAGAGAGAGAAAUGCAUUGGCCAUUUCCAAAAGCCCAUUUUGUGUUCAGCUGUUUUAUUGCCUCCAGAAUUCUUCCAACAUCUACAUGGUCAUGGAGUACAUGAUUGGGGGUGAUCUCAAGUCCUUGUUGAGUGAAAUGGGCUAUUUUGAUGAGAAGAUGGCAACAUUUUACACCACAGAAGUGGCUCUGGCCUUGGAGUAUCUUCACAAGCAUGGCAUCAUUCAUCGAGAUGUGAAACCUGACAACAUGCUUCUCUCUGAUAAAGGCCACGUCAAGUUGACGGAUUUCGGACUGAGCCGCGUCCACAUUGGAAGAGACUUGAACAUAUCUGAUCUGCUUUCGCCUGUGGUAAACAAAAAUGAUUACCAUAUGGUUAGGACUCCUGGACAGCUUCUCUCGCUGACGUCUCACCUGUCAUUCAAGAGCGGUAUGUCUCCGUGCUCCGAUCGGGGACAGUCGCCUGUCUUCAACACACCGGAAACCAUGAGGGAUCAUCAGGCAUUUAAAGAGAAUUCUUUCUGUCUUGAUUUGAAUUGCGAUUUUCCCGUCGGCUCAAGUCCGAACAGGAAUGAUGACUCGUUUACGUCUUUGAAACGGAAACACGACGCCGAAUCAGAAGAACCGGAUAGUCAGGUUCAAUUCAAAGUGCCAAGAACCGGUUUGACAGACAUUUUCCGUUUUGCCAAUUUAAACGAGGACUACGACCUCAACAGGGCGAGUACGUCGUCGAUUGCCAAAUUUAAAAGCUGCAGUCCGCCCAGCUUGAGGAUUAAUUCGACCCCCAUUAAUCAUAAGAGUCGGACUCCUUUAUUGCAAACAAAUACCUGCCCGGUGCCGUGUCGUAGUCCAGUACCUGGUCAGGAUAGUCGCUUGGAUUUUGUGAAAACUCCGUUUAGGACUCCACGACUGAUGAAGCGUGGUAAAAGGAGAAGAGGCGCAGUCGUGACUUUCAGUAGUCCGGCCGUCUGCGAAGGUGAUGUCAGUCAUUACGGCAGUCAAAAUGAAGGCUGCGUGUUGGGAACACCAGACUACUUGGCACCCGAGCUUUUGUUGAAGAAACCACACGGUCCGGCUGUCGAUUGGUGGUCAUUGGGUGUUUGCCUCUACGAAUUCCUCCUGGGUGGGCCUCCCUUCAACGACGAAACACCCGAGCAGAUCUUCAACAAUAUCCUGGAACGCAACAUCGAGUGGCCGCCCGAGGACGACGACUGCCUCAGUCCAGCGGCACGUGAAGCCAUUGAGGUGCUCUUAACGUUGGAACCUGGCGAGCGAGCCGAUGGAUCCCACCUGCGGACUUUACCGCUGUUUGACCACCUGUCUUGGACGCAAGAAAUUCUCAACGUGGAUGCUCCGUUUUUGCCGCAGCCAAAGGAUCACACGGACACCACCUAUUUUCAGGCACGUAACAGCCUGCAAAAUCUACGCGUUUCACAGACUGAUUUUUGAUGAAAAGGUAAACGGUUCUCCUGAAAAACCUCUACUUUUAGACACACACAAGAAAAAGGAAAGGGAAAAAAUUCUUUAGCUUUCGUUUUACUUUAACCCCUUAACCCGGCAAUCAUCUCGUCGUAUUCAUGGAAUAACUAUAUGUGCACGAAAAAAAAAAAAAAAAAGACAAAAAAAAGAUUACCAAACAUAAUUUUUUUUUUGUUCUCGUGUAUAUGUUUCUACACUCGCAUAUUUUAAACAAACAAAAAGAAUACAUAUACUGUAAGUGAAAA